AUGUCGGAUUAUUCGUUCGAUGUAUCGAAUUCCCUAGAACCAGCCGGUCGCCUGGUUUCCAGAGCCACCAGUAAACGUCCAACAGCAAGAGCGACAACAACUGCUACCAGCGUCGCAUCCCAGGACAUCAUCUGCGCUGUCAGUGAAUCGCGGGGCGUUUCAUCUACAGUUGGCCUUGCAUUCAUCAAUCUUGCAACAGCUGAGGCGGUUUUAUGUCAGAUUUGUGACAGCCAGACCUACGUCAAGACGAUCAUCAAGAUCGGGGUAUUCGAGCCCAGCGAGAUACUAUUCAUGAACACGGCCAAAGAGUCUAAGCUCCGUUAUAUCAUCCAAGAGAACCUGCCAGAUCCAAUUUUCACUUUUUUAGAUCGCAGAUGGUGGUCUGAGAAGACAAGUCACGAAUAUGUGGAACGACUCUCAUUUCCAGAAGAGAUCGACUCGCUGAAAGUAACUCUGGGCGGGAACUAUUUCGCAGCUUGUUGCUUUGCAGCAGCUCUGAAGUAUGUUGAAAUUGAGCUUCAGCGAUCUUUUACGUUGCAUUCGCUGCGUAUUCGGUUCGAACCGUCGGAGGGAUCUAUGACAAUUGACCUCGCAACUAUCGUAUCACUUGAGCUCAUACAGAAUCUACAAAACGCCAAAUCCAAGCAAAGCCUGUUCGGCCUCCUCAAUGAGACACUGACGCCCAUGGGCGCGAGACUGCUUCGGGCGAGCAUCCUACAGCCUUCAACGGAUCGAGUAAAACUGACUGCAAGAUACAACGCCGUGGAAGACCUGACUACCAAGGAAGACAUGUUUAUUUCUGUCAGACAAGCGCUCAAGGGCUUCGUCGAUGCAGAUAAAGUGUUAACUGCGAUCAUCCUGGUUCCUACCAAACAGACACUUCAAUAUGUCGAACAAUCAGUCAAUAACGUGAUUAUGCUCAAGACCUAUGUUUCUGCGAUCAAGUCUAUCUUCCAGGCCCUGGCGACAGCACAAAGUGAUCUGCUGCGCACGAUCCGCGAACUAUGCGCACCGGAUGGCCAUCGUGCUAUUGAGGAGCUCAUCAGGAGGACCUUGAAUGAGCAUGUCACAUAUCAGUCGAAGCCACUCGACCUGAGAAACCAACGCAUCUACUGUGUCAAGGCUGGCGUCAAUAGUCUGCUUGAUGUUGCCCGUCAGACCUAUAAAGAGGCGAAUACAGAUGCCACAGAGCUGAUUGAGAAAUUAUCAGAGACUUGCGAUAUAACCCUGGACUUAAAGUACGACACAGCCCGGCACUACUACAUCUGCAUUCCGGCAAAACAUCAAGGUCCACUACCCGACAUUUUCGUCAAUGUGUAUCGCAAGCGCAAUUUCAUUGAAUGCCAGACACUUGAUCUAGUGAAACUCAACCAAAGGAUCACAGACUCCCACAGCGAAGUUAUCAAUAUGAGUAACGAGGCUAUCCAAGAUCUGCUACGGGACGUCUGCACCGAAAUCUCCGGAUUAUUCCGAGUCAGCGAAGCAAUUGCAAUGCUCGACAUGCUCAGUGCAUUUGCACAACUAGCAACGAACUACGAAUACAUCCGACCCGAGCUAACAGACACCCUAGCCAUUAGGGCAGGACGCCAUCCCAUCCGCGAACAGAUUCACUCUGCUAAAUUCGUCCCAAAUGAUGCAUUCGCAACGCCCCAGACACGGUUUCAGAUAAUCACAGGUUGCAACAUGAGCGGCAAAUCAACAUACAUCCGCUCACUAGCCUUGACAACAGUAAUGGCACAAAUAGGCAGCUUUGUCCCAGCCCAAUACGCUUCAUUCCCAAUUUCCCACCAGCUUUUCGCCCGCAUCGCCACAUCAGACGAUCUAGACGCCAACGUCUCAACCUUCGCCGCAGAAAUGCGCGAAAUGGCCUUCAUCUUGCGUAACAUCCAGCCACGCAGCAUGGUAAUCAUUGACGAGCUAGGUCGCGGAACAAGCACAACAGACGGGCUAGCCAUCGCCAUUGCUCUAGCCGAAGCGCUCAUUUCGAGUAACGCGCUAGUCUGGUUCGUAACCCAUUUCCAUGAUCUGGCUCAGAUUCUUGCCCAACGCAGCGGCGUCAUCAAUCUUCAUCUCGCUGCUGAUAUUGCGCCGGAUUCAUCCAAAAUGACCAUGCAGUAUCGCAUCACGGAGGGACCUGUUCCGCAUCGUCGAUAUGGUAUUGCUCUUGCACAGAUUGCUGAUUUGCCUGAAGCUGUGUGGAGCAAGGCGCGUGAGGUAUCGAAAGAAAUGGAUCGACUGGCUAGGCGACGAAAUAGCCCAUCGCGUGCUCUGGCGAUUGCUCAGAAACGUAAGUUGCUCUUGUCGCUUCGGGAACAACUAUUGCUGGUUCGUCAGGAGAGUAUGGAUGAUGCGGCUCUUCGGGUUUUGUUGGUGAAAAUGCAAGAUGAUUUUGCGUUGCGUAUGACUGCUAUCAAUCGCGAAAUGCAACUGAAUGAUGGUGACGAGGGCGGCUCAGAAGGUUCCGACCGACAUGCUUCUGAAAAUGUGGGUUCUGGUCGACAGUCUCAGGAGCUCGGUCUUCAUGAUGAUAAUGCCAGUGUGGACACUCAUGCUUCUCAGACGUUCGUUGUGGGCUCUCAGUCACAGUCGGAGUCCGAACAUGACGCUGGCGAUGAAGUUGAGCUGGGUUAA
Molecule: messenger RNA, 2631 nt
Organism: Penicillium brevicompactum
Lineage: Eukaryota; Fungi; Ascomycota; Eurotiomycetes; Eurotiales; Aspergillaceae
Product: MutS family protein MSH4
Exons: 6
Coding region: 1-2631 (876 amino acids)
Biological process (GO): reciprocal meiotic recombination; mismatch repair
Cellular component (GO): nucleus
Molecular function (GO): ATP binding; mismatched DNA binding; ATP-dependent DNA damage sensor activity
Source: RefSeq, a predicted model, not a curated record